This is a messenger RNA of Folsomia candida, 1258 nucleotides long. RefSeq names its product 1,5-anhydro-D-fructose reductase. Gene Ontology annotation, cellular component: cytosol. Gene Ontology annotation, molecular function: aldose reductase (NADPH) activity. The coding region runs from base 142 to 1113 and encodes 323 amino acids. The transcript is spliced from 7 exons. NCBI's taxonomy places the organism in Eukaryota, Metazoa, Arthropoda, Collembola, Entomobryomorpha, Isotomidae. The record is from RefSeq and is a predicted model, not a curated record.
AGUUGACAACAUUUCUAAUUUGCAGAUAUUUAUUUGCCCAGAGUAUUUAAGUCGCUUGCAUGCAGUGGUUCAAUUAUUUUAGUGAUCUCUAAAAUAUAAUACCCACGAAUUUCAUUUAAGAAACAUAUAAAUAAAUACGUGAUGGCAUCCACUAAUCCUAAGACAAUGCCACUUAUUGGUCUCGGGACCUGGCUGUCCGACAACGAGGAAGAGUUGGACCGAGCUUUGGAGACGGCACUGGAGCUGGGCUAUCGACAUAUCGACACUGCAUGGAUCUACAAAAAUGAGAAAGUCGUUGGGCGUGUAGUGAAACGGUGGCUGGAUUCUGGCCGAAUAACCAGAAAGGAACUUUUUAUCGUGACAAAGCUUCCAAUUUGCGGAAUACAUCCAGAGAAAGUUGCUCACUUCUUGAACCUCUCCCUUCAGAAUUUAGGCCUUGACUACGUGGACCUCUACCUAAUCCAUGUUCCCUUCGGGUUGGAUUCUUCCGGCGAGAAUGACCCAAUCCCGAUCAGCAACGGAAAGGUCGUGAUCGACUCGAGGACUAAAUUAGAAGCCGUUUGGGCAUCGAUGGAGGCAGUCGUGCGAAAUGGAAAAGCUGCUUCGAUCGGUCUCUCAAAUUGUGACUCGAGCCAAAUUGAGCGCAUCGUCCGUGUGGCGAAAGUUCCUCCGGCCUGUCUUCAGGUCGAAGGUCACGUCUACUUUCAGCAGAAAGAGCUUCGUGCCACUUGUGCCAGACAUGGGAUUUCUGUGUGCGCCUAUUCCCCAUUGGGGUCGCCUGGACGGGGCGAUUUUUACCAGAAUUUUGGACGAACAUUUAAGCCCCUCGGUCUCCUCUCUGAUUCCACCGUUGUCCGAAUUGCGAAAAAACAUGGGAAAAGUCCGGCACAAGUGUGUCUCCGAUUUUUAGUUCAACAGGGAAUUGCAGUCAUACCGAAAAGUGUGAAUGCACAACGCCUCAAAGAAAAUCUUCAAAUUCUGGAUUUUGAGCUGGAUUCCCAAGAUAUGAAAGAUUUGGAAGGGUUGGAUAAGGGUGCGAGUGGGAGAUCGCUCAAGUUUGACUUUCUCCCUGGGAUCGAGGAUCACCCUGCAUUUCCAAAAGAUAUGAAAUAGAAUGGAUGACGUCAAGAAAAGUUGUACAUCACCAUGAAAUUAGUUGAAUGAUUGCAUCUUGUUUCAGACAUGUCAUUAAUAAAUAGUGUACUCUGUAAAGUGUAGUAGAUAACAAAAUGACACAAUAAAUGUGACGAAAUAUAAA